Prunus avium (sweet cherry) is the source of this 2316-nucleotide messenger RNA. NCBI's taxonomy places the organism in Eukaryota, Viridiplantae, Streptophyta, Magnoliopsida, Rosales, Rosaceae. The record is from RefSeq and is a predicted model, not a curated record.
AAUGAUGAAAAGGUUCAAUCCCAUUUCAACAAUAGAAUGUGGAUUUGUGUCUCAGAUCCUUUUGAUGAGAUCAAAAUUUCCAAAGCCAUCAUUGAGGGUCUGAAAAAAGAGACCCUAGCUUCAAAUGAGUUGCAAACUCUCUUGCAAUCAAAUGAGUUGCAAACUCUCUUGCAAUUUAUACAUGAGUCCAUUGAGGGCAAGAAGUUCCUUCUUGUCCUGGAUGAUGUGUGGAACGAAGAGUAUACAAAGUGGGAACCAUUAAAGCUAGCUUUACAAAAUGGGGCUGUGGGUAGUAGAAUAUUGGUGACCACAAGAAAGAAGGAUGUUGCUAUGAUGAUGGGAGCAUCCGCUGAUACGGUCAAUUUGAAGGAGUUGAGUGAUGAAAACUGUCGUCAAUUGUUCUAUCACAUAGCAUUGGUUGAUAGGGAAAUAAGUGAAUAUAGAACAUUUGAAGUCAUUGGUCAAGAAAUUGUCAAAAAGUGUAAGGGCCUGCCCCUCGUUGCAAAGACAUUGGGUGGUCUCAUGCGCUACAAGAAAACGAGGAAAGAAUGGCAAGACGUUUUGAACAGUAAGAUAUGGGAGUUAGAGGUGGUUGAGAAACAAGUUUUCCAACCACUAUUACUAAGUUAUUAUGAUUUGGCCCCGGCAAUCAAACGUUGUCUUUUGUAUUGUGUUAUUUUCCCAAAAGAUUAUAACAUUAUCAAAGAUAAGUUGAUUGAGUUGUGGAUGUCACAAAAUUAUCUUAAUUCAGUUGGAAACAAAGAAAAAGAAGCGGUAGGCGAAAUGUACUUUGAUAACUUAGUAAUGCGCUCUUUCUUUCAAGAAUUUGAGAAAGAUGAACUUGGAAAUAUAAUGGGGUGCAAGAUGCAUGAUGUUGUGCAUGACUUUCUACAAUUUCUAACUAAGAAUGAAUGCUUAGUUUUGGAGGCUGAGGGGGGGAAUAAUAAGAGAAUAAUGGAGUUUGAUGGAUAUAAGAAGGUUCGUCAUUUGACAUUAAUGUUUGCACCCGAAGGUCCAUUAAUUCCAAGUUCCUUGUGCAACUGCAAGAAUUUACGGACUCUUGCAACUUUUGAUUCAAAGAUUACUAAUUUUGGUCGAGAGUUAAUUUCACAAGUAAAAUGCCUUAGAACUUUGAAUCUGAGUUCUAACUCCAUAAAAGAAGUUCCAAAUGAGGUUGGAGAAUUGGCACAUUUGAGGUAUCUUGAUUUGUCCUGGAAUUAUGGUUUGAUUAAAUUGCCUGACACCGUGUGUAAUUUAAUCAAUUUGCAAACCUUGAGACUCAUUAGGUGCAAGGCACUUGAAAGAUUACCUGAAGGCAUGGGAAAGCUAAUUAACUUGCAGCAUCUUUAUGUUUCGAGUUGUCGUGAUCUAAAGUUGCCCAAGGGGAUUGCAAGGUUAACAAGUCUGCGAACGCUAGAUGAAGUUUGCAUCCAUGGCAAUGAUGACGUUGAUAACAACAAAGAAGCAUUAUUCGAGUUAAGUGAUUUGAGAAACAUGGACCAGCUUCGUGGGAGUUUCCGAAUUCAAUUUCUGAAGGAUCUGAAGGACGCGAGGCAGGCCGAGAAAGCGCAUUUGGUGAACAAAAAUUGCCUUGUCAGUCUGACAUUGGGCUUCUUCAAUGAUGGGCAGCCCAAAUGCAUCCAGGAAGAAACACUGAAUGCCUUACAACCACCUCCAAAUCUAGAAUCCUUAUUUAUCUGUAUAUACAGUGGCACCACACUCCGGCCCCAUUGGAUGACGUCGUUAAACAAAUUGAGAAGCCUUACCCUCUGCUAUUGCCCUUUUGUUGAGUUUGUGCCUCCUUUGGGGAGAUUGGAGUCCCUUGAAGUACUGGAGAUAGUCUAUUGGUGGAGCUUGAAAAAGGUAGGAGUUGAGUUUUUGGGAAUAGAUGGAACAAUAGAAACGCAAACAUCCUCAUCACCACUUAUUUUAUUCCCAAGUUUGAAAAGACUUGAAUUCACGGAUAUGUUCCAGUGGGAAGAGUGGGAAGGAAUGACAGGGUGGAGUGAAGAAGAGGAUUCUCAUAAGACAAUUACAAUAAUGCCCUGCCUUUCUUCCUUACAAAUAAGUAAUUGCCAUUGGCUUGAAACACUGCCCAACUUCUUACGAAAUACACCACUGAAGGAGUUGGUCAUCGGCUACUCUCCAACACUUGCAAAAGGUUGCCGAAAAGGCAGAGGAGAGUGGCCCAAGAUUUCUCACAUCCCAAACAUCAAAGUUCAUAAUGAAUUUGUACAAAAAGACGGAGUUUACCAAAUUGAUUAUGAUGAGACGCCAAGUGCCGCUUCCACCUCUUCUUCUGGUAAUGUCUAUUAA